This is a messenger RNA of Akanthomyces muscarius, 1845 nucleotides long. RefSeq lists its product as uncharacterized. Gene Ontology annotation, cellular component: mitochondrial intermembrane space. The transcript is spliced from 5 exons. Gene Ontology annotation, molecular function: metalloendopeptidase activity. The coding region runs from base 1 to 1845 and encodes 614 amino acids. Lineage: Eukaryota; Fungi; Ascomycota; Sordariomycetes; Hypocreales; Cordycipitaceae. Gene Ontology annotation, biological process: peptide metabolic process; proteolysis. The record is from RefSeq and is a predicted model, not a curated record.
AUGGAACAUGGCAUCAGAUCCGCGUACCGGGAGCCACCACAAGCUCCCCCGGUGUUCACCAGAGACAAGGAUUCGCUCAUUCGAGAAGCCGAGGCCGUGAAUAGAAAAACAAAGGCGUUAUUGGAUGAGAUUUCGAGCGCAUUUACCCCAGAAAAUGCCACAUUCGCCGAGGUUGCUGAAGCCAUAGCUCGAAAGUGUCCCCUGAUCCUGAAAUGCGAGAGUAUUCUAGAAAAGCCGACGACAUUAUCGACAAAUUCGAUGACAGUGUUAUACUGCGCCAAGACAUAUUUAAUCUUAAGGGAAGGGUCUGGCGAGAAUGAAGGAAUGCUCCGGCUUACGUUCAAAUACCCACAUGUUCAUCCCACUAUUGAACAUGCGACAAAUCCCGAGACACGCAAACGUGUGUUUCUCGCCAACGACAACAAGCUUGCGCAAAAUGCUGCAGUGUUCAAAGAAACACUUCGUCUACGAGAUGAAGCCGCAAGACUUUUGGGGUUUGAAAACCAUGCCGAGCGGAAACUUGACGGUAGCAUGGCUAAGAGCCCGAAAGUCGUCCAGGGCUUUUUGGAUGAUCUACAUGCCAGACUCGUGCCCGGCGCGCAAAAGGAACUCGAUAAGCUCAAAGGACUCAAGGCUGAGCACUGCAAGAAGCACGGAAUACCUGAUGAUGACGAGUUCUAUGUAUGGGACAGAACAUACUACAAGCGCAUACUGCUGGAGGAAAGCCACAAUGUGGACCAGCUCAGGAUUGCUGAGUAUUUUCCUCUUGGCGAGACCGUGGACGGCAUGCUCAGAAUCUUUGAAACAGUCAUGGGUCUGGUAUUCGUCAAGUUGGAUGAUGGCGAUCUAGCGAGACUGAGCCUAACUGGCAGCGCUGAAGAUGCCAAAUGGCACGAGGACAAUAUCGUGUACAGCGCCUGGGAAGACGAAACUGGCGGCAGUACGUUCCUAGGCUACCUUUACAUGGAUCUUCAUCCGCGCCAGGGCAAAUACAACCACCAGCAGCAGUACAACCUGCAGCCUGGUUUCACACUCAACGACGGAACGCGACACUUUCCCUCUGCCGCGCUCAUCUGCAAUUACAGCUUCCCGACACCCGGCAGGCCCUCGCUGCUCAAGCACCACGAGGUCGUCAAUCUCUUCCACGAACUGGGCCACGCCUUGCAUAAUAUAACCAGCAAGACGCGCUACUGCAAGAUGCACGGCACGGCAGGCCCCCGCGACUUUGUGGAGGUGCCAUCGCAAAUGCUCGAGCACUGGUGCUGGACGCCGAGCGUGCUACAAUCGCUCUCGCAGCACUGGGAGACAAAGGCGCAGAUGCCGGAUGACUUGCUGCAGAGCUUGAUCGCGUCAAAGAAUACCACUGGGGCGUUGGAUACACUGCGAGAGCUGCGCACGGCCAAGUUCGACCUGAUGUGCCAUAUGCCCAAGAGCCCCGAAGAGGCAGCGAUGCUCAACCCGGCCGUCAUUUUUAACGGAUUGGGAGCCUUCCUCGGCCUUAUCCCCGGGCUAGAAAUAGAGACAAAACGAUUGGACUGGGGACACGCAUACGCCAACUUUUCUCAUUGGAUGGGCGGCAUGGAGUCGAGCGUUUACGGAUAUCUGUACUCUCAAGUAUACUCUGCCGACAUGUUCUACUCGGCGUUUAAAGAGGAUCCGAUGAGCACAAAGCAGGGACGUCGAUAUCGACACGCCGUGAUUGAAAGGGGCAAUACCCGAGAUGAGAUGGAUGGUUUGAGGGAGUUUCUUGGGAGAGAGCCCAACGCAGAAGCGUUUUAUGAGGAUUUGGGAAUUUCGAUUGGGCCAAUUGUUGCUCACUCGAGCGACAGAGCGGCCGGAAACUAG